Nycticebus coucang (slow loris) is the source of this 5936-nucleotide messenger RNA. Its product is annotated as myosin-16-like. The record is from RefSeq and is a predicted model, not a curated record. Gene Ontology annotation, molecular function: ATP binding; cytoskeletal motor activity; actin filament binding. Gene Ontology annotation, cellular component: myosin complex. NCBI's taxonomy places the organism in Eukaryota, Metazoa, Chordata, Mammalia, Primates, Lorisidae.
AUGCCUGGUGGGUACAAGGGUGAAUGUGGGGACGAUAUGGAUCCCAUGCCCUUCCUGGCCCCUCCUGACAAGGAGAAGCUCGAAGCCAUGAACGAACCCUAUGACAUCAAGAGGUCCUGCUGGGUCAAAGACAAGAAGGAGGGCUUCGUUGCAGGCGAGAUUCAGUCUGAGCAGGGUGACCAAGUCACUGUGAAGACUGUUACCAACCAGACUCUCACUAUGAAGAAGGAUGAUAUCCAGCAGAUGAACCCACCCAAAUUCUACCAAGCCAGUGACAUGGAAGACAUGACCUUCCUGAAUAAGGCCAGUGUCCUGGACAAUUUGCGCCAGCGCUAUGUCAACAUGAGGAUCUAUACCUACUCCGGCCUGUUCUGUGUGACAGUCAACCCCUACAGGUGGCUGCCCAUCUACGGGGCCCGCGUGGCCAACAUGUACAAGGGCAAGAAGCGCACAGAGAUGCCUCCCCACCUCUUCUCUAUCUCUGAUAAGGCCUAUCACGACAUGCUCACGGAUCAUGAAAAUCAGUCUAUGCUAAUCACUGGAGAAGCUGGUGCUGGCAAGACUGAGAACACAAAGAAGGUCAUCCAGUACUUUGCCAACAUCGGAGGAACUGGCAAACAGUCCUCGGAUAAGAAGGGGUCCCUGGAGGAUCAAAUCAUCCAGGCCAACUCAGUGCUGGAGGCCUUUGGGAAUGCCAAGACCACAAGGAACAAUAACUCUUCUCGCUUCGGCAAGUUCAUCCGGAUCCAUUUUGGAACUACAGGCAAACUGGCUGGAGCUGACAUCGAGAGUUAUCUCUUAGAGAAAUCUCGUGUCAUCUCACAGCAAGCAGCCAAGAGAGGCUACCACAUUUUCUACCAGAUUCUCUCAAACAAGAAGCCUGAACUUGUUGAGAGCUUGCUGCUGGUCCCCAACCCUAAGCAAUACCACUGGGUGAGCCAAGGUGUCACUAUGGUGGAAAACAUGGACGAUGGGGAGGAACUGCAGAUCACAGAUGAUGCCUUUGAUGUGCUGGGCUUCACUGCUGAGGAGAAGAUGGGCGUUCAUAAGCUGACGGGGGGCAUCAUGCACUUUGGGAACAUGAAGUUCAAGCAGAAGCCCAGAGAAGAACAAGCUGAAGUGGAUACCACUGAGGUGGCUGACAAAGUUGCCCACCUCAUGGGUCUCAAUUCUGGUGAACUUCAGAAGGGCAUCACUAGGCCCCGGGUCAAAGUGGGCAAUGAAUUUGUACAAAAAGGCCAGAACAUGGAGCAAUGUCAAAACUCCAUCAGGGCUCUGGGCAAGGCCGUCUAUGACAAGAUGUUCAAGUGGCUGGUGGUCAGGAUCAACAAGACCUUGGACACCAAGAUGCAGAGGCAGUUCUUCAUUGGGGUGCUGGACAUUGCUGGCUUCGAGAUCUUUGAGUUUAACAGCUUCAAGCAACUCUGCAUUAACUUCACCAAUGAGAAGCUGUAGCAGUUCUUCAACCACCACAUGUUUGUGCUGGAGCAGGAAGAGUACAAGAGGGUGGGCAUCGAAUGGGUCUUCAUAGACUUUGGCCUUGACUUGCAGGCUUGCAUCGAUCUCCUGGAAAAGUCCAUGGGCAUCUUCUCCAUCCUGGAGGAACAAUGUGUCUUCCCCAAAGCUACCGAUGCCACAUUCAAGGCAGCCCUGUAUGACAACCACUUGGAAAAGUCCAGCAACUUUCUUAAGCCCAAAGGGGGCAAGGGCAAGGGGCCUGAGGCCCACUUUGAGCUCAUCCACUAUGCAGGCACUGUGGGCUACAACAUCACAGGCUGGCUGGAGAAGAACAAAGACCCCCUGAAUGAAACAGUGGUGGGCUUGUUCCAGAAAUCGACCCUGGGACUCCUGGGUCUUCUCUUCAAAGAAGAGGAGGCUCCAGCUGGAACCAAGAAGCAGAAGAGAGGUUCCUCCUUCACGACGGUCUCAAACUUCUACAGGGAGUAGCUAAACAAGCUGAUGGCCACUCUCCACAGCACUGCUCCCCAUUUUGUUCGUUGUAUUGUCCCCAGUGAGUUUAAACAGUCAGGUGUGGUGGAUGCUCACCUGAUCAUGCACCAGCUGGCUUGCAACGGUGUCCUGGAAGGCAUCCGUAUUUGCAGAAAGGGCUUCCCAAAUAGGCUGCAGUAUCCAGAGUUCAAACAGAGGUACCAAGUGCUGAACCCCAACGUGAUUCCCCAGGGGUUUGUGGACAACAAGAAGGCCUCAGAACUGCUUCUUGGGUCCAUUGACCUAGACACGAAUGAAUACAAAAUUGGGCAUACCAAGGUAUUCUUCCGUGCGGGCAUCCUGGCCAAGCUUGAGGACAUGAGGGAUGAGCGUCUGGCCAAGAUCAUGACUAUGCUGCAGUGUCGGCUCCGGGGUUUCCUCAUGAGGGUCGAGUUCAAGAAGAUGCUGGAACGAAGAAUUGGCUUGAAAGUCAUUCAGCGGAAUGUGCGCAAGUUCCUGCAGCUGCGUUUCUGGGGCUGGUGGAAGCUAUACAACAAGGUCAAGCCACUCCUGAAUGUAGCUUGGCAAGAGGAAGAGAUGAAGGUCAAAGAGGAGGAGCUGAGGAGUGCCAUGGCCAAGACCCAGGAGUUGAUCAACAAGGUCAAGGAACUAGAGGAGAAGAUGGCUACGCUCAGCCAGGAGAAGAAGGACCUCACUAUCCAGUUGCAGGCUGAGCAAGAGAACCUGAUGGAUGCAGAGGAGCGCCUGACCCAAAUGAUGAAGACCAAGAUGGAACUAGAAAGCCAGAUUGCAGACAUGCGGGAAUGACUAGAGGAGGAAGAAGGCAUGACGGCCUCACUAAGCGCCACUAAGCGUAAGCUGGAAGGGGAGCUGAGCGACCUGAAGAGGGACCUGGAGGGCCUAGAAACCACACUAGCCAAGACGGAGAAGGAAAAGCAGGCCCUGGAUCACAAGGUCCGCACCCUGACUGGGGACCUCUCACUCCGUGAAGACUCCAUUGCUAAGCUCCAGAAGGAGAAGAGGGCCCUGGAGGAGCUACACCAGAAAACCCUGGAUGACCUACAAGCUGAGGAGGACAAGGUGAACCACCUGACCAAGAACAACAGCAAGCUGAGCACCCAGAUCCACGAGCUGGAGGAUAACUGGGAGCAGGAAAAGAAAAUCCGGGCAGAGGUAGAAAAGGCUUGGUGGAAAGCUGAGGGCGACCUGAAGAUGACCAUCAACAACCUCAAUGAGAUGGAGCGUUCCAAGCUGGAUCUUGAGGAGGUGGUGAAAAAGAGGGAUAUGGAAAUAAAUUCUAUCAAUUCUAAAUAUGAGGAUGAGCAGUCUCUGAAUUCCACGCUGCAACGGAAACUAAAGGAAUAUCAGGCCCGAAUUGAAGAGCUAGAAGAAGAACUGGAAACCGAGAGGGCAAUGAGAGCCAAGGUGGAGAAACAACGCAGUGACCUGGCCCGGGACCUUGAAGAUCUCAGUGACAGGCUGGAGGAGGCUGGUGGAGCUACAUCUGCUCAGAUUGAGCAGAAUCGCAAGCGGGAGGCCGAGCUGCUGAAGCUGCUGCGUGAGCUGGAGGAGGCAGCCCUGCAGAGUGAGGCCACAGCCUCCACGCUUCGUAAGAAGCACACAGACUCCAUGGCUGAGCUGACAGAGCACGUGGAGAGCCUGCAAAGGAUCAAGUCCAAGCUGGAAAAGGACAAGCAGGUGAUGAAGGCCGAGAUCGACGACCUCAACGCCAGCGUGGAGACGAUGCAGAAGUCCAAGGUGAGGGUGGCUCCUUCCCCUACAUAACUUCAUAACUUCACCGUGCUCAGUCUUCACCUCUAAAACACAAGGAUGGCAGAAAUAAUCCCCACCUCAGAGCGGAACCAGUUCUUCAUCCAAUCUAUUUCUUCUAUCCCUUUUUACGCAGCUGAAAAUAGUGAACUGAGCCGGGAAUAUGAAGAAUCCCAGAGCCGACUCAAUCAACUGCUACGGAUAAAGACAUCUCUGACAUCACAAACAGAUGACUACAAGAGGCAGCUGGAUGAAGAGUCAAAGUCUCGCAGUGCAGCUGUGGUGAGCCUGGCCAACACCAAGCACGACCUGGACCUGCUGAAGGAGCAGCUAGAGGAGGAGCAGGGCGGCAAGUCAGAGCUGCAGCGCCUUGUUUCCAAGCUCAACACUGAAGUGACCAGCUGGAGGACCGAGUAUGAGACUGAUGCCAUCCAGAGGACUGAGGAGCUGGAGGAGACCAAGAGGAAGUUGGCCGCUAGGCUCCAGGAAGCAGAGGAGGCAGCUGAAGCUGCCCAGGCCCGGGCUGCCUCCCUUGAGAAAAAUAAACAGAGGCUCCAAGCAGAAGUUGAAGACCUCACCAUCGACUUGGAGAAGGCCAAUGCUGCUGCCGCUGCCCUAGACAAGAAGUAGCGUGUCUUUGACAAGAUGCUAGCCGAGUGGCAGCAGAAGUGUGAGGAGCUGCAGGUGGAAGUGGACAGCUCACAGAAGGAGCGCCGCAUGUAUAUGACAGAGAGCUUCAAGAUCAAGACAGCCUAUGAGGAGGUACUGGAGCACCUUGAAUCGACGAGGAAGGAGAACAAGACCCUGCAGGAGGAGAUCAAGGAUCUCAUUGAUCAGCCAGGAGAGGGAGGAUGAAGUGUGUAUGAGCUGCAGAAGUUGAAGAAAAAACUAGAGAUUGAAAAGGAAGAACUCCAGGUGGCCUUGGAAGAAGCUGAAUCUUCUCUGGAGGUUGAAGAGAGCAAGGGGAUCCGAAUUCAGUUGGAACUGGCUCAGGUCAAAGCUGACAUCGACUGGAGAAUCCAUGAGAAAGAAGAGGAAUUUGAAGCUAUGAGGAAGAACCACCAGCGGGCAAUCGAGUCAUUGCAGGCCAGCUUGGAGGCAGAGGCCAAGGGCCAGGCAGAGGCACUACGUCUCAAGAAGAAGAUGGAGACAGAUCUAAAUGAGAUGGAAAUCCAGCUGGACCAUGCCAACAAGAAUAACAGUGAACUUGUGAAGACACUGAAAAGGGUGCAACAGCAAAUCAAGGACCUGCAGGUGCAGAUGGAUGAGGAUGCCCGGCAGCAUGAGGAGCUGCGGGAGCAGUACAACCUGCAGGAGCGGCGCCUGAGUUUGUUGCAGACAGAGCUGGAGGAGGUGCGCUCGGCCCUGGAGGACAGUGAGCGCUACCGCAAGCUGCUGGAGCAGGAGGUGGUGGAGAUCACUGAGAGGCACAAUGAGGUCAGCAUCCAGAACCAAAGUCUCCUUCUGGUCAAGCGCAAGCUGGAGUCGGAUGUCCAGCGCAUCUCCGAGCAUGAGGAGCUCAUUAGUGAGUUCCACUCAGCCGAUGAGAGGGCCAAGAAGGCCAUGACCAAUGCUGCCCGCAUGGCAGAAGAACUCCGGCAAGAACAGGACCACUGCAUGCACCUAGAGAAGAUCAAGAACUAUGAGGUCACCAUCAAAGACCUGCAGGCCAAGAUGGAGGAGGCUGAGCAGCUGGCCCUGAAAGGAGGGAAGCGCACAAUCAUGAAGUUGGAGGCCAGGAUCAAGGAACUAGAAACAGAACUGGAUGGGGAGCAGAAACAGCAGGCAGAGUCGGUGAAGACGCUGCAUAAGAAUGAGCGCCGCGUCAAAGAGCUGGUCUUCCAGACGGAGGAGGACCACAAGACCAACCAGCACAUGCAGGAGCUGGUGGAGAAGCUGCAGAACAAGCUGAAGAUCUACAAGUGGCAGAUGGAGGAGGCGGAGGAGCAAGCCAACCAGACCUUGGCUCAAUACAGGAAGACGGUGCACGAGCUGGAUGAUGCUGAGUUGCAGGCCAGCAUGGCGGAGACUGCCCUGAACAAGCUGCGCACCAGAAACCGUGUGGCUGGCAAGGGCAUCACCUCUGUGGAGAUCAUCCAGGUCAGCCUGUCUAAGACAGGCUCCUCCAAAACACGCUCUGAGGAAUAAGGCCUUCCGCCCCUUAGGUCACAGCAGGGUGAUACAGAUCUCAACAGCAGUCCAUUGAGGAAGAAAAU